This is a messenger RNA of Salvia miltiorrhiza (redroot sage), 1819 nucleotides long. RefSeq lists its product as uncharacterized. Gene Ontology annotation, cellular component: endoplasmic reticulum membrane. The record is from RefSeq and is a predicted model, not a curated record. Lineage: Eukaryota; Viridiplantae; Streptophyta; Magnoliopsida; Lamiales; Lamiaceae. Bases 968 to 1615 code for a protein of 215 amino acids. Gene Ontology annotation, molecular function: 3-hydroxyacyl-CoA dehydratase activity. The transcript is spliced from 9 exons. Gene Ontology annotation, biological process: fatty acid elongation; very long-chain fatty acid biosynthetic process; sphingolipid biosynthetic process.
AAAAAUUGGCCCAUCUCUAUUAAAUAUUUGUCCAAGAAUGCAGCCCAACUAAAUAAAAGGAAAACUAAUCAAAAGGCCCAAUUCUCUUCUCAUUCAAUUCACACUGAAAGCUUUUCCUCCCUCUUUUCUCUCCCACGUUUCAAAGCUCUAUGACAGAACAGAGUGUCUGCCUACCUCCCUCUCUCUCACGCCACACCAAAAUCCACCGCGCCACCGGACGCUGGGAAUUCCGGCGACUGGUUCACGUUGUUAGGCGCCGCCCUCUUCUUCUUCUUUCCUCUCAAGCUCCUUUCUCAAUUUCCCAAUUUGAGCCCUAGUUUCCCUUCAUCGCAGAUCGCCGCCGCCUUCACACAAUCCGGCGAGGUUGAUGCUCAUCGGCGGGACCUGUUCUGUGGCGGCAAACACGCCGCUGCUUCCUUCUCUGAAGCACCUCUGUUCGACUCGGGCUUGGACGCCAACGCACUGACGACCAGCGGGAUCCAUCAGGUGAGGCUGCGUGACGUCGACGGCGUCGUGGACUCCGGCGACGGUGGCGGGCUGAAGGGAAAGAAGGCGGCGGUUGCUGCUAAAACUUUUGAAAACCCUAGCUAUAGAAAGAGUUUGGGUUUGCAAGAGAUUUGCUGGAAAUUUGGAAUUAACCGAACUGUAAUUCGGUUCGGUUUUCGGUUUUCGGUUACUAGUUUGGCUGUAAUUCGGUUCCAGUUAACCGGUAAACCGGUUCGGUUAUAACCGAACCGGACCGAUUACCAGCCCUAGGUCGAAGAAGUCCGUUAAAGAAAUACAUGUAGGAAACAUCCACUCGUGUGUGUGAGUUGGUGUUCAAAAUUGAACCACGUUUGUCCUACUUCCAAAGUUUUAUCCAUUAAAUAUACAGUACACUUGAUUUAAUGAUCGAAAACAUUGAAUUUAUCGAAAAAAUUGAAGUUAUAGUUCGAAAGUAAGCAAACCGACACACUCCACACUGAAAAUGUCACAACUGCGGAGCUCGUAUCUUUUCUUCUACAAUCUCGUCCAGGCAUCUGGAUGGGCUUUGUCUCUGUUCAGAAUUUUGAGCAGCGUCUCUUCCUCCAAGUCAACCACUGCCGCCUUCUCUUCUGCCGGUCAACUAAUCUGCCUUUUGCAGUGUCUUGCAUUCUUGGAAGUUAUUCAUGGGGCUGUUGGAAUCGUGCCGAGUGGUGUUGUGCUUCCUCUGAUGCAAUGGGGAGGAAGGACUCACUUUUUGCUCGCUAUUGUUCGUCAAAUUCCCGAGGUUCAGGAACUACCAUCGGUCUUCAUAACGUUUGUUGCUUGGAGUGUAUCUGAGGUGAUCAGGUAUUCACAUUAUGCGCUCUAUUGCAUUGGCAGUUCACCAAAAUGGAUCACUUUAAUCAGGUACAACGCAUUCAUUAUCUUGUAUCCUAUUGGAGUUUUUUCGGGUGAAAUGUGGCUUAUGUACCAAGCACUUCCCUUCAUAAAGAAGGAAAAACUCUAUGCAGAUAGCCUUCCAUUCAGCUACUACAACUUCAUGGUGGUUUUUCUUUUCUGCUAUCCAUUUUUGUGGUUGAAACUUUACCUCCACUUAUUCAAGCAGCGUCGAUCGAAACUUGGAAAACAAGAAAAGAAGAAGCGAAGCUGAGAAUAGAUCGUCACUAAUCUGCUGCCUCAAAUGUAGGCAUAGUGUUUUUUUCUUUGGUAUUGUUGGAGCUGAACAAGUUGUUGGUAGUAUUGCUUCUUUGAGCUAUGCUCUAAUUUAUUAGCAAAAUAAUUUAUCAGACAUUCAAACUGAUUUUGCAAACCAAAUUUCAGCAUCUAAUGAGAAUAUGAGAUGAUGAUUGAAUGA